GACGCGGAGGCGGAAUUGAACCACAACUAAACCAUUCUGGUUUCUACUAAAGUGAUAAGGCUAGUGUUGUUAUGUUACUCAGGUCACUUGUAGGGAGUGCCUGCACUCUAAUAGGAGCUGCAACCGCAUUCAAACUUGCACCUGUGGAAGCCAAGGCCCAGGCAGCUGCUCUCCUUCACAGCGCAGUGAGGAAAUCGUCUCUGGUGGAUCAAGCAAACAUGAGGAUUGAACUUCUUCCAGCACUCACUGAUAACUACAUGUACCUCCUGAUUGACGUGGACUCCAAAGAAGCAGCUAUUGUUGACCCAGUGGAGCCAAUAAAGGUUAUAGAGGCUGUCCGAAAACACGGCGUGAGACUCACAACUGUUCUGACCACCCAUCAUCACUGGGAUCAUGCUAGUGGAAAUGAGAAGAUGGUGAAGCUAAUGCCAGGGCUGAAGGUCUAUGGAGGAGAUGACAGAGUUGAUGCGAUAACAAAGAAAGUUUCUCACUCCAACAAUUUAAAACUUGGAUCUCUCAACAUCAAAUGCCUGUUUACACCCUGUCACACAACUGGUCACAUCUGCUACUAUGUGACCAAAGAAAACAGCACUGAGCCUCCAGCUGUUUUCACAGGGGACACACUGUUUGUGGCUGGUUGUGGUAAAUUCUUCGAGGGUACUGCAGAGCAGAUGUAUAAAGCCUUGAUAGAAAUUCUGGGACGCCUACCUCCUGAAACACGUGUUUACUGUGGUCAUGAGUACACUGUCAGCAAUCUGAAGUUUGCACGUCAUGUGGAACCAGACAAUGAAGUCAUUCAGAAGAAGCUAGCAUGGGCAAAGGAGAAAUGCAGCAGCGGAGAACCUACUAUCCCGUCCACUUUGGAGGACGAAUUCACAUUUAACCCUUUUAUGAGAGUAAAAGAAAAGUCUGUGCAAGAUCACGUGAAACAAACCGAACCAAUUGAAACCAUGAGAAGUCUCCGGAAAGAAAAGGAUGGCUUCCGCGUGCCGAAGGAGUGAUGUGCACACAAUGCAACAACUUACCGUUUCUGACCGCCUGCUUACAACCAUGCAAUAGUUAAUUUAAUAGCAUACUGAAGGAAAUAUCUGCAACUCAUCUUCAUAGCCACUUGAAAUAGAUCUACUGCAUUCACUCUCUGUCAAGCCACAAACUUUUUAUCCCCAUGUUUAGCCCUAAUAUGGCUUUAAACUUAUGUCAUUAUUUUAGUUCUGUUCAACAGUUUUUUGACUGGUGUGAUAGUUUUAAGGAAUGUAUGGCCAAUAACUGAAUGUUUUAAAUGAGAAAUCAGUUUGUUAAUCUGUAAAUGGCAAUGUUCUAGAGUCUAUUUAGUAUCAUGUUGGAAUAUAUUGAUGAACAAACUACUGUUUCUUUCAGUGCUUAAAAAAAGAUAAAUUGAGCCACUGAAGUGACAUGUUGGAAAAUAUGUAAAAAUGUCUGUAAAUUGUUAAACUCAUUUCUUUGUAAAGUUUUGUUCAAUUCGGA
Messenger RNA from Scomber scombrus (Atlantic mackerel), 1485 nucleotides. Its product is annotated as hydroxyacylglutathione hydrolase, mitochondrial-like. Lineage: Eukaryota; Metazoa; Chordata; Actinopteri; Scombriformes; Scombridae. Gene Ontology annotation, biological process: glutathione metabolic process. The record is from RefSeq and is a predicted model, not a curated record. The transcript is spliced from 9 exons. The coding region runs from base 72 to 1001 and encodes 309 amino acids. Gene Ontology annotation, molecular function: hydroxyacylglutathione hydrolase activity. Gene Ontology annotation, cellular component: mitochondrion.